Molecule: messenger RNA, 2511 nt
Organism: Schistosoma spindalis
Lineage: Eukaryota; Metazoa; Platyhelminthes; Trematoda; Strigeidida; Schistosomatidae
Source: the annotation of a GenBank genome assembly
GAACACCUGAGAACCAUACUAGUCGACAUGCACGCGAUUGAUCCCAGGCGCCCCGAACUCUGAUUGCCCGUUGUCCAUUGAGCCGCCCAAGGUCGUGGAAAAGGCGCGAUCAGUUUUGAAGGUUGUCCACCCCCUUGUCCGAGCUCGUGACGAAAAUAUUGAAUAUUGCUUAAUUCUCAUGUCGUGAAAAUGACUUUGCUUUACUGUUUCAUACAAGGCUUUUUUCUAUGACAGUUGACAAUGAACAACGUGAUGUUAUUGUACCUAAUGGGUAAAAAUAAAAGCUUAUGUUUCGUAUACUGCUGUGAAGUGCCAGGCAGUUCAAAGUGGCUGACCACUUUCAUGACGAGGUAUAGCACACGGAGGUUUUUUGGAUUAUUAUCCAUUAGUCGCAUCACUAUGGCCAUCUAAAAUGAAAAUUAAUAACCCAACCAUCUCAAUAGACUUUCAAAUUUUCUCCUUCAUGUCUUCUUGCUGAGGACAUGCAUCCAACGUUAGCAGUUGCUCUUCAGAUGACAAAGAGAAAUGCCAACUUGAUCGUCCAAUACCAAGUCAGUCAGCUGUAACGUAGGACCAGGCACAUAUAUGCAUCGGUUUAAGGUGCCGUACCAAGUUUUCUCUAAACCAAAACGCGGUCUCAGGCAUUUAGGGGCUGGUCUACCAAUUUUCCAGAGGAGCCUGACGCAAUAAACCUCCUUGAUCUCAAUGAGAAGAGCUUCAGAAAUGGAACUGAGAAAAUAAUCUGAAAGUUUGGUCAAACGUUGAAGAUUUGGUUUCUGCUCUCCACAUUUUCAGAGUUUUUGGAACUGAGAGAUAUAAAGAUCAUAGUUGCAUAAUUACAUUUCCUGCUUAAUGUUGAGUAAAGGCUGUGCCAUCAAUAUUUUAUUCGCUAUUCAAAAAAGUUAUUUCAUUCCUUUGAGACAAUAUGCUGAUGGACAAAUAACUUCGUCUAUGUAUUGUAGACUUGUUAAAGAAGGAAAAAUUAAGCAUGAUGAUUUCCAAUUUUCAAUUGUCAGACAACUUGAUGGACUUUGUAAGGAGUUACACUCAUACUAUAGCAGAAGGCGAUUAUUAUCAGUGAUUAGUAGUCAAAGUGCUCCUAGAGGUAUUUAUCUGUACGGUUCUGUGGGUUGCGGGAAGACUAUGUUAAUGGAUUUGUUUUAUGAGUGCUGUAGUCUCGAUUACAAGUGGAGAACUCACUUCCACUCAUUCAUGUUUGAAGUACAUGGAAGGCUACAUUCUGUUCGUUCAUCUGCUCCAAGAAACAAAAAAUCAUUUGAUCCUAUUCCUCCAGUAGCAAAAAGUAUCAUUGAUGAAUACAAAUUGUUAUGCUUCGAUGAAUUUCAGGUUACAGAUAUUGCAGAUGCAAUGAUAUUAAAACGAUUAUUUGAGAAUUUAUUUAAUCUUGGCGCUGUUGUUGUUGCCACAUCGAAUCGUUGUCCGGACGAUCUGUACAAGAACGGAUUACAACGUGUAAACUUUGUACCUUUUAUAGGUCUUCUUAAAGAAAAGUGUCAUAUAGUCAACUUGGAUUCUGGUGUGGAUUACCGUACAAAAAUAAGUGAAACAUCAUUCAAAGAAUCAGAUCUUCCCCUUUAUCUGGAUUAUUCAACUGGAAAUGAUGAUGUAAAUAAUCAACUUGAAAAAUGGUUUACAAAAUUAACAACUGAAGAUGGACAUGUUGGCCCACCAGUAAUUGGAGCAAUUUCAACAUAUGGACGUGUAGUUACCUUUAAACAAACUGGUGGAAAUAUUUUAAAAUGUACAUUUGCUGAGUUGUGCUAUGUGCCUUUAGGUGCCGCUGAUUAUAUGAGUUUAGCUAAACGUUUUCAUACAAUUAUUUUAUGUAAUGUACCACAAAUGGGAAUGCAUAAUUUACCAAGUUUAAAACGUUUUACACAUUUAAUUGAUGUUCUAUAUGAUACACGUACUCGUCUUAUUAUUGGUGCUAAUUGUUCACUUGAAAAUUUAUUAUUAUCUAAAAGUAAUACAUCUUCUAUUGAAUUACAAUUUAAUCAUCGUCAAUUAAUGGAUGAUUUAAAAAUGAACAUGGAUCAUCCAACAAAUAUGAAAGCAUCAAUAUUUACAGGUGAUGAAGAUCUGUUUGCUUAUUCUAGAACAUUAUCCAGAUUAUAUGAAAUGCGUUCAAAAGUAUAUUGGAAUCAAAGUGGACCAAACCGUGAAGUUGGUUAAGAAGAAAAGAGAACAUAAACAUUUUAUAGAAAGAUAGAUUAUCCAAUAGAGUAUAUAUUUGAUACAUAUUUACUGAAUAAUAUAUUUCUCUUUAUAUCUUAUUAUUUAUGACUUUAAAAAAACAGAAAGAACAAUCUUAAUUUUUCUGUUUAGAUAGAAUAUUAUACAUAGAUGAUUAGUUUAUGAUACGCUUAUAUUUUGUAAAAUAUAUUUUUCAUUAGCAUUUAAUAGUUUUAUAUCUAUUAGAUUCGUACUAUGUUCUAUUUAAAGAGAGUUAUGUAAUUGAGCACACACUAACUAUAUAUAUACUUAUGUUGG